This is a messenger RNA of Spodoptera littoralis (African cotton leafworm), 1659 nucleotides long. Lineage: Eukaryota; Metazoa; Arthropoda; Insecta; Lepidoptera; Noctuidae. The record is from the annotation of a GenBank genome assembly.
AUGAGAGCGAUACUGGCGACGUUGGCCGUCCUGGCGGUCUUUACGACUGCAAUUGAAGCGGACAGCAAAGCGCGCAUAGUAUGCUACUUCAGCAACUGGGCGGUGUACCGGCCUGGCGUGGGUCGUUAUGGCAUUGAAGACAUCCCCGUGGACCUCUGCACUCAUAUCAUCUACUCCUUCAUUGGAGUCACUGAAAAGUCUAAUGAAGUUCUUAUUAUUGAUCCUGAGUUGGACGUAGACAAGAAUGGCUUCAGCAAUUUCACAGCUCUUCGCAAGUCGCACCCUGAUGUCAAGUUCACGGUAGCCGUCGGUGGUUGGGCCGAGGGGGGAUCUAAAUACUCACAUAUGGUCGCACAGAAACAAACGCGAAUGGCCUUCGUUAGGAGCGUUGUUGAUUUCUUGAAGAAAUACGACUUUGAUGGUUUGGACCUCGAUUGGGAGUACCCUGGUGCUGCAGACCGUGGUGGUUCCUUCUCCGACAAGGAUCGGUUCCUCUUCCUCGUCCAGGAACUCAGGAGAGCAUUCAUCAGGGAGAGGAGAGGCUGGGAACUGACUGCUGCCGUACCACUCGCCAACUUCAGGCUGAUGGAAGGCUACCACGUGCCUGAUCUUUGCCAGGAGCUGGAUGCUAUACAUGUGAUGUCUUAUGAUCUGCGAGGAAACUGGGCUGGAUUCGCUGAUGUGCACUCGCCUUUGUACAAACGUCCCCAUGACCAAUGGGCUUACGAGAAACUCAAUGUCAACGAUGGUUUAGCUCUCUGGGAAGAAAAGGGUUGUCCAAGCAACAAGCUGGUCAUCGGUAUCCCGUUCUAUGGUCGCUCAUUCACUCUGUCAGCUGGUAACAACAACUACGGUCUUGGUACUUAUAUCAACAAGGAGGCUGGAGGUGGUGACCCUGCUCCAUACACCAACGCUACUGGAUUCUGGGCUUACUACGAGAUCUGUACCGAAGUCGACAAAGAGGGCUCAGGAUGGACCAAAAAGUGGGACGAACAUGGCAAGUGCCCCUACGCCUACAAGGGAACUCAAUGGGUUGGUUACGAAGACCCUCGCAGUGUGGAGAUCAAGAUGAACUGGAUCAAGGAGAAGGGAUACCUCGGCGCUAUGACCUGGGCUAUUGACAUGGAUGACUUCAAAGGUCUUUGUGGCGAUGAAAACCCUCUAAUCAACAUUUUGCACAAACAUAUGAGCACUUACAACGUACCACCACCGCGCUCUGGAAACACUACUCCUACGCCUGAAUGGGCGCGCCCGCCGUCAACGACGUCCGACCCGUCGGAGGGAGAGCCAGUCGUGAGGCCGUCUACAACCACUAAGCGGCCUACGAAGCAGCCGACCACAUCGAAACCUCCAGUCAUUAUUGAAGAUGAUGAAAAUGAUAUUGCCGUGAGACCUGAACCACCAAAGGCUCCUGAGGCGCCAGUGGUCCCUGAAUCUCCUGAAGUACCAGAAUCACCAGCUGAGAAUGAGAUCGACGACCAUGAUGUCUGCAAUUCCGAAGAAGACUAUGUGCCUGAUAAAAAGAAAUGCAACAAGUACUGGCGCUGCGUCAACGGAAAGGGAAUGCAAUUCACCUGCCAACCAGGAACAAUGUUCAACACGAAACUGAACGUUUGCGAUUGGCCCGACAACGCUGACCGUCAAGACUGCGAGCUGUAG